Molecule: messenger RNA, 4545 nt
Organism: Didymella exigua CBS 183.55
Lineage: Eukaryota; Fungi; Ascomycota; Dothideomycetes; Pleosporales; Didymellaceae
Product: XLF-domain-containing protein
Exons: 7
Coding region: 1-4545 (1514 amino acids)
Biological process (GO): double-strand break repair via nonhomologous end joining
Cellular component (GO): DNA ligase IV complex; nucleus
Molecular function (GO): DNA end binding
Source: RefSeq, a predicted model, not a curated record
AUGUCGUCCUGGCGCGUUCUGGAGCUGUCCGAGCAGCCGGACGGCGAGCCCAUCCCCCAGCUGCUCGUCAAGUCAGCCUUCAACGCCGACUCUUACACCAUCUUUCUCACGUGCUUGACCAACAUCUGGAGUGAGCACGUCGACCUGUCCGGCAUUGUGGGUCGCGCUGCCGAGCAACAAUCACCCAUCGAAGUCAGCAAACAGGACACUGCGCAGCUAGCCAUCCUCCUUGGAAAUGUCGACAAGUCUCUUGGAUGCUCUGAAGACGCCGAAUGUCGUCUCACGCGUGAAGGAUUAGAUGGAAUUACGUUGCACACCACUAUUCGCCUGCCUGAACCACUGGAUUCCUUGACCUGGAAGUUCCACCUGCAGAAGCGCACUGCCGUAACACUCAAGAACGAGCUGAUCCUGCCAUUGCUUGUUUCAUCACACAUUCAGUAUGAACGCAUCAACGACCUGAUCACAACAAUCGAGAACAAGGACAGGGCCAUUACCCGCAUGGUCGAUCAGUUCGAAUCCAGCAACUUGGAUCUUGCUGCAGCUUUCCCAAGCAUAGGAGGCUUGAAAACAGGUCGCAAAUUGAUCAAACGCGAGCAAGCAGCGAGGCAUCUACCCGCACUCAGGCCUUUUCAGCAGCAUGUUUGGAGAGAGGAAACAGCACAAUUUGCAGACUCGGAUGUCACCACACUAGGCUUGUUCCAGGAGGCGCUUGUCCAGUGCACACUGAAUGUGCCCACAAGUCUCCAUGCAAGCGAGGGUGCAGCAGACUGGCUGGCUGAUGUACCCACUCGGCUGACCUUCGCUGAAGCCGCGGUCAAGAUCAAGGUUAGGGAACUCGCGCCAGUCUUCCAAGGGCCGCCGAGGCACGGUCACGAGUCGAGUCCUAUAGCUGAUGACACUGAGGACGACUUUGAGGUGCAUGAGAACUUCAAGACACGCAACGUACCCAAGAAGAUCGCAAAGAGGCUGGAGCCUACACCGCCAUCAGCCCAGCAUGGCAACGCAGUGGACGACGACGAAUCGACCGAGGACGACGAUGAUCUUGAUGCGCCAUCAAAAAUCCAAAGUCAGACUCAAAUUCAGACCCUCGGCCGCACGGCACGACAGACGCGGCAACGCACCAAGUCGCCUUCUCCACAGCCGCCAGCAGAGCCAGCAACACCUCCUCCACCAGCCAGUCGGCCCAAGGCUAAAGGCUUUCGCAUAGGAGGUAGAGCCAAGAAGACUACUCCAGACACAUUGCAGGAUAAAGAGACCAACCCAGAGGCCCCAGCUCGAGCAUCGAUGCCGCCACUGUCGCAAGUCGAGUCAACCGAAACAUUUCUCAAGAAACCUCGGAGGGCAUUCAAAAUUGGAGGCAAGAACAAAGCCAGUCAUGAGCCUGGUUCAUCGCAGCAUGAGGUUACCGUAUCACCGACAAUGAACCGUUCCAAAGAUGCUCAGUCACCGGCGUCGAGGUCAUCACCACCGCAGAUGCCUGAAGCGAUGCCGAAAGAAGGAACCAAUGUUGAGAAAUUGCAUGAACAGACCCCUGAGGAGAAGAUCAAGCGAAAGAGAGCUGAGCUUAAACCGUGUCAACACGGCGAAUUAACGCUCAUCACCUACUGCGACAAGGCAAAGGCACUGGGCCUAGCCAACACGAAUAGUCCUUCGGGGUAUAGUAUCGAAAUUGCGUGUGAACAAAGCCUUACUUCAUUGUCAAUACCCCCUGCAAGCAAUCAUAGCGCUCCACAUUCGCAUAGUCAGCACCACCACCACCACAACAACAACAACAACAACAACAACAACAACAACAACAUCAUGGCAACAUUAUCACCUUCCAAGCCUCGCACGUUGCCCGGCUACGGUCCCACGCCGGUUCAACAGGAACGCUCAUCACCCCAGCGCGCUGCAUUCGUCCCCCGUUCCGCGCUUCCAGAACCUGGAUCCCAAAGCCCUUCGCCGACGUCGCCGUCGUCCACAUCCCUGUUGGCGGCGCAAGCCAUUCAAGCCUUCAAUAGCGAUGGCGUACAUGACGGCGCUUUCUUGCUAUCCACAGAAGAUCUUGGCCAAGAUUUUAGACACGAUGCUGUCUCUGAGAUCAAUGUUUCGGCCCGCAAUGGUCGUGGCUCUGACGAAGAGACCGUGCAAGGUUCAUCUGAGGCCAGUGUUGACAUCAUCACGGAGCGUGACACGAUCGCAUAUAGCGACGUGCGAUCGGCCAGUCCUCGCAAGCCACUCCCUGCGCAAUGGCUGCCCUCAUCCAACUCGCCCACUCUGACGACAACUCAAAGAAUGAGAGUCCACGGGGACACGAUGGCUUCUUCAAGCGGAUCACCCAUCGACCGCAGAGCUAUUCGAAUAACGCGUAGCUCGAUCGAUUUCGGGAAAGCCCACGCAGACACAACUUCGUUCCUCACCAAAGAGGCACUGGAUGCUGUCGAUGCCAAUAUUACAUCGCCAACACUCCGGCGGAGUCCAAGCAAGAUUCAACGUUCGCCGACCAAAGUCCCUUGGAACAGUCCAGCUGUGUCCCCGAAAGUCGGAACCUUGCGCCACAGCGGUGCAUCACCCACGAAGCCAUCUCCACCUCGGGUCACACACCUCGGUGCCCAUGUAACAGUUGAUCAUAGGCGCGCUCCCAGUAGCAUCAUCUCUACCGGAGCGACGUCAUUCCACACUGCGCAUGGCUCGCCGGUAAGAAGCUCUGCUUGCUCCCAGAGCAGCUUCUCAUCAGCUGAAGACCUCGACGACAGCGUCUCUUUCCACUAUGCUGACUAUGUGGCUGACCUCGAUGUGGAACAGGUCAAUGAUCUGAACAGCAGAGGAACGACCGCUUCAACGGCAGCUGCUAAAGCUUCGCUUCGAUCCCGGACUUCAAGGCCAGAACUCUCGAUCCGCAUACCACCCUCAGACGCCUCUGUUGACGCUGAACAAAGGUCAGCCUCUACUAUCGCCUCCGCCACGAGUAGCACGGCAGUGAGCAUUGAGGAAGUAGAAAAUUCGGGAAUUGGACUUCUUGAGAAUCAUCACGGUACUGCGACGCAGUCACGCAUUCCUCGCAUGUCCAUCAGCAAAGGAAGCAGCGCUCGUGCCCCUACACUCAGCUCUACACUUAAGCAAACGAAGUCUACACAGACACUACGAUCGCCGAAGGCCAUUAAAGGCAAGCCAGAGCCGAAGAGCACGACUUAUUCAAAGACAACUAGAACGAAAUCACAGCAUCAUGUUCGCACCAUUGACAGCACGGGAUCCACACCAAUUUUGUCUAACCACAAGAGUCGUGACUUCGGCCUACCCGCAAGCGUCGCUUGUGUAGCCAAAACAAACACAGAGCGCGCGACACGCGCACGAGAUGUCGACUUGCUCACUUCGUAUCUGCAAGACACUGCACUUCAGGCAGCUGAACCGGCUGAAAGCCUGCCGGGCACAAAUACGACAUCCCGAGCGACCAGUAGCUCUACCGUCAAAGCUUCACGGGUCACUGAGGAUCCGGUGAUAUCCAGCUCCGCAGAUGUGCAGACUCGCAAGCGCCCAGACUCUUUGGUAGGCAAUAUUCACUCGAGUGACGCAGACGAUGAGUAUGACGACUUCUCGAUAAUUGCGCCAGUCCGUGGUAGAAGCGCGCAGUACCAUCCAGUCACCCGACGCACAACCAUUAGUGAGGUUUCGAUGCAAUCGAGCUCUGCUUCGGACCUACGCGCCACCGCGACUGAGUUUGUUCCUACUCUGAAGGACACCUUCGAAAAUACUAAUGUGGACCCAAUAGACGUCUCGGACCCUCAGCAGCCUCCUAGUUUACCCGAUAUGUACGCUCUCGACGGUUACGGGAUUCCGUGGUUCUAUCACAUGUACCCAGUACCAUGGAUGUUCCCACCGAUGUAUGGCAAGGGCCGCUCAAAAUCGCCGAAGAAGUUUCGGCCAACGAAGCAGCGCCCGACCAUGACUGCUCCUAUGGCGGACCAGAAAGAGAGGCUGGAAGCGUUCAACUCCGCGCAGACGGAGAAUGCGGCCAGCAUCACGAACUCAACCACCUCCGCGCCGGAUACUCCGAGAGGAAGCGACGCUGCGCCGUAUCGCCAAAUCUUGGCUGCUGCGCCCGACAACAUACCUGUAACUUGUACCACGCCCCAUGUGAAGGCCUCCGACGGCUCGUUCUCGAUCCAGCUCGACAUGAUUGCGCACCAGACCGCUCUACAUCCCAAGAUGAAUAUUACGCAUCCACCAGUCGAUCUUACUUCCAUCCGUAACGUUCCUGCUCAGGUCGACUACCUCCAGGGUCAUGCGCAAGGUUAUAGCACACUCCCUUCUAGACGUCGGAACCAACGUCAGGUCGGUAAUGGACUGUAUGGUGGUCGUGGCAAUGUUGGUAUGCCUAUCUAUGCAACCGCUCCUUUCCCUACGCCUGUUCCGCCAAUGGGACGCCCCGUCCAGAACUCUGGAGGCAGUCAUGAUCCUUAUGCCGGGUACACGGUUGGCACCCAGGGAUGCGGUACGGUCGAGAUCGAGAAAGCAGCCGAGUACGGCGGUGGUCAGCCCUGCAACACUUGUGAGCCAGAUCACUGA